AUGCCCAGCUCCCCGUCGGCGCCGCCCGGGCCGGACCCGGAGGAGCACUACGACUUCCUCUUCAAGCUGGUGCUGAUCGGCGAUGCCAGCGUGGGCAAGACGUGCCUGGUGCAGCGCUUCAAGACCGGGGCCUUCUCUGAGCGCCAGGGCAACACCAUCGGCGUGGACUUCACCAUGAAGAGCCUGGAGAUCCAGGGCAAGCGGGUCAAGUUACAGAUCUGGGACACGGCUGGUCAAGAAAGGUUUCGGACUAUAACCCAGAGUUACUAUCGAAGCGCCAAUGGAGCUAUUCUAGCCUAUGACAUUAGUAAGAGAGGCUCUUUCCAAUCCAUUCCUCGCUGGAUCGAGGAUGUGAGGAAAUAUGCAGGCUCCAAUAUAGUACAGUUGCUAAUCGGAAACAAAUCUGACCUAAGUGACCUUCGGGAGGUUCAACUAGAAGAGGCUCAGAGUCUGGCGGAACACUACGAUAUCAGCUGUGCCAUAGAGACUUCUGCAAAGGACUCCAAUAACGUGGAGGAAGCUUUUGUGAAGAUGGCCACAGAGCUCAUGAUGAGACACGGAGGCCCCAUGUUCAGUGAGAAAAAUACAGACAGCAUCAAACUUGACAGCAAGGAUGUGGUAGAAGGGUGGGGGUGUGGCUGCUGAUCAUACAAUUUCUCUAAUUGUUACUGGAAUUUAGAUCAUACCU
Molecule: messenger RNA, 688 nt
Organism: Protobothrops mucrosquamatus (brown spotted pit viper)
Lineage: Eukaryota; Metazoa; Chordata; Lepidosauria; Squamata; Viperidae
Gene: RAB43
Product: RAB43, member RAS oncogene family
Exons: 3
Coding region: 1-645 (214 amino acids)
Biological process (GO): protein secretion; regulation of exocytosis
Molecular function (GO): GTP binding; GTPase activity
Source: RefSeq, a predicted model, not a curated record